GCUCAGCGACUCUCAGCCGGCUGUAAACUAACAAACGUGAUCUUCAUUGAGUUGGGAUUCAGCGGCAAAUAAUUGUGCGUUUUUCAUUAACACUCAGCGAAAGGUGUCUGCUCGAAGCCAAUAUGACUUCGUUUAUGCCGCAGAAACGAUACUACAGACAACGGGCACAUUCUAACCCGAUGGCGCACCACGAGUUUAAUUAUCCAGUGUGUCCUGAAGAAAUGGACUGGUCUGAACUGUAUCCAGACUUCUUCACUGGCAGCUCAUCUAAGAAUGGCACCUCGCAAGUUGAGUUUGCAGAUAUUGGCUGUGGAUACGGGGGGCUUUUAGUGGAGUUAUCCACACUUUUCCCAGACAAGCUCAUCCUAGGGAUGGAAAUCCGUGUCAAAGUAUCAGAUUAUGUUCAGGACCGUAUCAAGUCACUUCGUGAAUCUGAACCAGGGAGCUACCAGAACAUCGCCUGUAUUCGCAGUAAUGCAAUGAAAUACCUGCCUAACUUCUUUUCCAAAGGACAGCUCAGUAAGAUGUUUUUCCUCUUCCCUGACCCUCACUUUAAGAAACAACACAAAUGGAGGAUCAUUAGCCCCACUUUGUUGGCAGAGUAUGCCUACACUCUCAGAGUCGGGGGUUUGGUUUAUACCAACACAGAUGUGGAAGAGGUCCAUCUCUGGAUGGUGAAGCACUUCACUGAACAUCCACUAUUUACACGUGUCACUGAUCAGGAACUGGAUGGUGAUGUCAUUGUGAGCCGUUUAGGCACCUGUACAGAGGAGGGAAAGAAGGUGCAGAGAAAUGGAGGAAAAAAUUUCCUUGCAGUUUUCCGGAGGAUUGAAGAUCCAAACUUUGGACAAGAGAACUAAUCUUCAACGUAAUCUGAUCAGGGUGGAGGUGCAUCAACAAACACAAUGGACGUAGAUGCACAUAAACAUUUUUUCCCUCAUUAUUCUAAGGUUUUGUAGAUAUUUUGUACAUUUUAUAUAUUUCAUUUUUGGCUUACAGAAGACAGUGUAAACAUCUAGAAUCAACUUGAUGUGGUUUAUCUAUUUUUAUUAUGAUUUUAUCCUCUUUAAUUUCAUUUGCCAAAAAUGAUCAUUUUUUCCUGUAUGGCUGUUAAGUAUUUUAUUAAAAAUUCUUUGAUGUAAAAAAAAAAAAAUAAUAAUAAUAAUAAUAAUAAUUCCUAAAGUGACAAUGUCUAGACAAUAAUGAUGUGUCUCAAUCAUCUAUUCUGACCCUCCUCCAGUGGGAGGUGGUGUGUUUACCUGCAAAUACCCUGUUUACUGUCUAUAUUUUCUCUUUCCCUAGUGUUUCACUGUAUUUCAGGAUAUUCAACCGUUGGGCUGUGGGUUUGGACCUACAGUGGAUAUAAAAAGUCUACACAUCCCUGUUCAAAUGCUAGGUUUUUGUGUUGUAAAAUAAUGAGACCAAGAUAUAUAAUUUCAAAUCUUUCUCCGCCAUUAAUCUGAUCUAUAACCUGUACAACUGAAUUGAAAAACAAACUGAAAUAUCUUUUAAGGGGAAAAAUAAAAAAAUUUAGAAUAAUCUGGUUGCAUGAAUAUGCACACCCUUAAACUAAUACUUUGUUGCAGCACCUUUGGCUUUUAUUACAGCGCCCAGUCUUUUUCGGUAGGAGUCUAUCACUGUAGUAUAUCUUGGUGUGGCAAUAUUUGUCCACUCUUUGCAAAAACGUGCCAAAUCUGUCAGACCGCGAGGGCAUCUCCUGUGCACAGCCCUCUUCAGAUCACCCCACAGAUGUUUGAUCGGAUUCAGGUCUGGACUCUGGCGGGGCCAUUCCAAAACCUUGAUCUUCUGGUGAAGUCAUUCUUUGGUUGAUUUUGAUGUGGGCUUUGGAUCACUGUUGUGCUAAAAGAUGAACUUCCUCUUCAUCUUCAGCUUUCUGGCAGAAGCCUGAAGGUUUUGUGCCAACACUGACUGGUAUUUGGAACUGUUCAGAAUUCCCCUCCACCUUGUCUAAGGCCCCAGUUCCAGCUGAAGAAAAACAGACCUAAAGCAUGAUGCUGCCACCACCAUGCUUCACUAUAGGGAUGGUGUUCUUUUGGUGAUGAGCAGUGUUGUUUGUGCCAAAUAUACCUUUUAGAAUUAUGGCCAAAAAAUUCAACCUUGGUUUCAUCCGACCCCAACACAUUUUCCCACAUAGGUUUGGGAGAUUUAAAAUGUGUUUUUAAAAAAUUUAGCUGGGCUUGGGUGGUUUUCUUCACAACAUAAGGCUUUGGUCUUGCCACCCUACCCCAUAGCCCAGACAUGUUAGAUCGUUGUCAUACGUACUACAUCGAAAGCAUUUGCUAGAAAUUCCUGCAUCUCCUUCAAUGUUGCCGUUGGCCUCUUGACAGCCUCCCUGACCAGUUUUCUUCUAAUCUUUUAAUCAGUUUUGGAGGGAUGUCCAGUUCUUGAUAAUGUAACUGUUGUGCCCUAUUUUCUCAACUUGAUGACUGUCUUCAAAAUGUUCUAUGGCAUAUUUAAUACCUUGGAAAUUCUUUUGUACCCUUCUCCUGACUGAUACCUGUGAACAAUGAAACCCCACUGAUGCUUUGGAAGCUCUCUGCAGACCAUGGCUUAUGCUGUAAGAUGUGACAGGAAAAGCCUACUAGAAUAGUCCAACUUUAUUUGGGGUUAAUCAGGGGUACUUAAAAUGGUGGCAGGUGUGUGCCGACUACCAUUUAACAUGUGUUUGAAUGUGAUUGGUCAAUUCUGAACACAGCCACAUCCCCAGUUAUAAGCGGGUGUUCACACUUGUGCAACCACAUUAUCUCAGUUGUUUAUUUUUACUUCCCCUCCCUAAAGGUUUUCAGUUUAUUUUUCAAUUGAGUUGUAGAGGUUAAGGGUCACAUGAAUGGUGGAAAAUGUUUUGAAAUGAUUUAUCUUGGUCUCGUUUUUCGUCAGAAAAAACAAGCAUUUUAACAAAGGUAUGUAGACUUUUUAAAUCCACUAUACAGUGUGAUGCAGCUCUGUCUGAGACAAAACUCUGGGCAAACUGUGUGCUUUGGUUGGAUUCCCCUACAGUUCUGCAUUCAUGUAGGGAUGUUUCUUUUUAAUUUAGCGCAUAACAAUUGCAAAACAAUUAUAAUUUAUUCACUUUUUCUAGCUAAAGAUGAUGGUCUAUCCUCUGUUGGACCACUAUUUUCUGUCCGUCAUUCAUUGAGGAGAAAGGAGUCAAAGGUUGAAAAUUUCUGUUUAUCUUUAAUGGUAAAUGAACAGAUUGGAAACUGAUGACCUGGGAAUGAAAAGGUGAUAUUCUGUAUCCUUUCUGGACAUUUAUCUCUGGGUGUUUCAUACAAAGUAGAUUUAUUUAAAUUGCAGGAUAUUUGUAUUGAGAAAAACCAAGAUUCCGGUUUUUAUUGGGAUUUAGGUUUUACUAAUCUCAGUUAUCCAGUCAGCUCCUCAAAACUUUCCGUAAAGUAAAAGACUUUGAUGGUGCCUUCUUUGUGGUUUUCCUUCAAACCUCAUUACAUUCAACUUACAUUUUUCUAUCAAGCUAA
Messenger RNA from Sphaeramia orbicularis (orbiculate cardinalfish), 3494 nucleotides. It is a transcript of the gene mettl1, whose product is annotated as methyltransferase 1, tRNA methylguanosine. The record is from RefSeq and is a predicted model, not a curated record. NCBI's taxonomy places the organism in Eukaryota, Metazoa, Chordata, Actinopteri, Kurtiformes, Apogonidae. Gene Ontology annotation, cellular component: tRNA methyltransferase complex. Gene Ontology annotation, molecular function: tRNA (guanine(46)-N7)-methyltransferase activity. Gene Ontology annotation, biological process: tRNA methylation; RNA (guanine-N7)-methylation.